Polyodon spathula (Mississippi paddlefish) is the source of this 3741-nucleotide messenger RNA. It is a transcript of the gene man2c1, whose product is annotated as mannosidase, alpha, class 2C, member 1. The transcript has 26 exons. Gene Ontology annotation, biological process: oligosaccharide catabolic process; mannose metabolic process. Gene Ontology annotation, molecular function: alpha-mannosidase activity; carbohydrate binding. The coding region runs from base 151 to 3258 and encodes 1035 amino acids. The record is from RefSeq and is a predicted model, not a curated record. NCBI's taxonomy places the organism in Eukaryota, Metazoa, Chordata, Actinopteri, Acipenseriformes, Polyodontidae.
CUGAUUGUUAGUACUUCCAGAAACAGAGAGCCAGCUGAUGUUUUGCAUAAUUCAGGGCAGAGACACCGUUGGUUGCAAAAGAACAGUGAAUAGUGUCCCUUUACCAGUCGCCACUCAACAGCUGCUGUUCGUGCUCUGUCCAGAUUUACUAUGUAUCACUAUCAAGUUAUAAAGAACCGACGGACCUUGCUGGAACGGGCAGAGAAGUUUAUCUCUGAUGUCUAUUUUACCGACUGCAACCUGAGAGGGAGACUCUAUGGCCCCAGCUGCCCUGUUGAGUCUUUGUCGUCUUUCCUGACUCCAAAGAGAAUCUCCUUUUCCGAGGCUGAGAAACAGACCUUCCAGCUAGCCAAGGUUGGAGACAGCUUCGGACCCACGUGGUGGACCUGCUGGUUUAAAGUGUCCCUUUGCAUUCCUGAAGCCUGGAAGGGGAAAGAGGUUCACUUCCUGUGGGAGAGCGAUGGCGAGGGGAUGGUGUGGAGAGAUGGGCAGCCUGUGCAGGGCUUAACUAAAGAGGGUCAGAAAACAAGCUAUGUUUUGACUGAGAGCCUUACUGAUGAAGAGCCACACAGUUUAUGUUUGUAUGUGGAGCUGGCGUGUAACGGGCUGUUUGGUGCAGGCCAGCGUUCCAUGAUCGCGCCCCCUGACCUUGACAGGAAGUACUCCCUGCAGAGGGCGGAGCUUGUGAUCUUUAACAGAGGCGCUGAUGAACUGCUGGUGGAUUUUGAGAUGCUUGUCGAUAUUGUGAAGCUGCUGGGAGAGAAUGACCAGCGAGGAUUCCAGGCCCUCUUUACAGCCAAUGAGAUGGUGAAUGUGUGUGACGUCACCGACCCGAACUCCUUUCUCGCCGCCCGGAAGCUAUCGAAGAAGUUCUUCAGCCAGAAGAAUGGGGAGAGUCAACACGUCAUCCAUGCCAUGGGGCACUGCCACAUCGACACAGCUUGGCUCUGGCCAUAUGAAGAGACUAUUCGUAAGUGCGCUCGCAGCUGGGUGACUGCCAUUCGCCUCAUGGAGAAAAAUGCUGACUUUAUUUUCACCUGCUCCCAGGCACAGCAGUUGGAGUGGGUGAAAAAGUGGUACCCAGGGCUCUAUUCUCAAAUCCAGCACUUUGCCAGCAGAGGCCAGUUUGUACCCGUUGGGGGAACCUGGGUGGAGAUGGAUGGAAACCUCCCGUCAGGGGAGUCCAUGGUCAGACAGUUUCUGGAAGGACAGCGGUUCUUCCACAAGGAGUUUGGGAGGUAUUGCACUGAGUUCUGGUUGCCCGAUACGUUUGGCUACUCUGCCCAGCUGCCUCAGAUCAUGCAGGGCUGCGGGCUAACAAGAUUCCUGACUCAGAAACUGAGCUGGAACCUCAUCAACAAGUUCCCUCAUAGCACCUUUUUCUGGGAAGGCCUGGACGGGUCACAGGUUCUCACUCACUUCCCCCCUGGGGACACGUACGAGAUGAAGUGCAAAGUGGAGGACCUGCUGAACUCGGUGAGGAAUAACAAGGACAAGGGGCGUGCCAAUCACAGCGCGGUGCUCUUUGGGUAUGGGGAUGGAGGAGGGGGCCCCACGCAGCGCAUGUUGCAGCGGCUGGAGCGAAUCAGGGACACCGAUGGUUUACCCAGGGUCCAGAUGUCCAGUCCUGACCAGCUCUUCUCAGCGCUGGAGGCAGACUCCAGAUUACUUUGCACCUGGACAGGAGAACUAUUCCUAGAACUGCACAAUGGUUCCUACACUACACAAGCACAGAUAAAGAAGGGAAACCGUCAGUGUGAGACUCUGCUCCAUGAUGUCGAGGUGGCGAGCAGCCUGGCUCUGUUGAGGAACCCAAGCUUCCAGUAUCCAACUGACAGGCUGCACAGACUCUGGAGACUCCUGCUUCUUAAUCAGUUUCAUGAUGUGAUUCCUGGCACCUGUAUAGAGAUGGUGGUGAAGGAUGCGCUGAAGUACUACCAGGAGAUCCGCAGUGCCGGGGCUGAGCUUCUGCAGGAAGCCUGUAGGUCUCUCCUGGCAGAGAAAGGGGUUCCUGAGGGGAAGGAGGGGAGCCCAAGCCUGGCUCUGAACACCCUGCCAUGGGAGCGCAGUGAAGUGAUCCAGCUGCCAGGGGGAGCUGCUGAGCCAACACUUGCACUUGUGAAGGUGCCUAGUGUUGGCAUCGCUGCAGUGACAGAAUCUGUUGAACCAGACUGCCCUGUAUCCGUGUCCACUCAGGUCGACGGCACCGUUGUCAUGGAGAAUGGAAUCUUACGGGUGACUGUGGAUAAAGCAGGACGUGUGGCAUCAAUCUGCCUGGUUAACUCAAACAGGGAAACCAUUGCGGACGGCUGCUUUGGAAACCAGUUUGUCAUGUUUGAUGAUGUCCCCCUGUACUGGGAUGCGUGGGAUGUGAUGGAUUACCACCUCCAGACCAGGAAGCCUGUUUCGGGGGUAAUACAUCCAGUUGAAGUGGUGCACUCCGGGGGACUGAGAGGAAGUGUGAAAUUCUCCUUGAGAAUCAGCGAGAAGAGCACAAUUUCACAGGAGCUCGUCCUGGAUGCUCAGUGUCCCUAUGUCAAGUUCCAUACAGAGGUGGACUGGCAGGAGUCCCACAAGUUCCUGAAGGUGGAGUUCCCAGUGAGAGUGCGCAGCCCCAACGCUACCUACGAAAUCCAGUUCGGACAUCUGCAGAGACCCACCCACUGGAACACCUCAUGGGACUGGGCCCGGUUUGAGGUUUGGGGUCACAAAUGGGCAGACCUCUCCGAGCACGGAUUUGGAGUUGCGUUGCUUAAUGACUGCAAAUACGGCUAUUCAGUGCACAGGAACACCCUCACCCUGUCUCUGCUACGCGCACCCAAGUCCCCCGAUGCCACAGCCGAUAUGGGACAGCACCAGUUCACUUAUGCAGUUAUGCCCCACACAGGUUCCUUCCAAGAAGCAUCUGUUAUUCAGAGUGCAUACAACUUAAACUUCCCCCUGCGUUUGCUCCCCAAGGAAACAGGCACCCCUCACGCUGGAUCCUGGAGUGCAUUUUCUCUGAGCUCUCCUGCUAUCAUCCUAGAAACCAUAAAACAGGCCGAGGACAGAAAGGAUGCCCUUGUGCUGCGAAUGUUCGAGUCUCAGGGAAGCUCUGCAUCAGCAAUGCUCUCCUCUUCCCUGCCCUUCAAGGAGGCGCUGUUUUGCGAUCUCCUCGAACGUCCUGAUGUGACUCGUCCUGCACCAAUCACAGCCUCAGGAAUCUUGCUGACCUUUACCCCCUUUCAGAUCGUCUCCCUCCUGCUUAUUCUCAAGUAGAGAAGCAUGGCCCGGUCUGCAACUCCUUUGUUAAACCAUUGCAAAGCGUGUCUCCAUUGUUUCUGCAAGUUGAACUCUCUUAAUAUAAAUACAUUACCUUUUGUUGCAGAGUUUACCUUAGCUCGAGGAAGCCCAUUAGGGUCUAUAUUAAUAAAAUUAAGAGUGGUGGAUCUUAAUUACGCCAACCUUUUAAAUCUUUACUCAUCCUACCUCUAUUAUCAUCUGUAAAUACAAUUAAAAUACCCUGAGAAAACAUGUUAUAAGACAAGUUUACAUGUUUAGUGGUAUUGAGAGACGUCACUGUUUAGAGACUUAAACGUUCAAGAAUGAUUGUUAUCCUUUUUUUUCAACUGAAGUAAAAAUCUAAUAAAAAUAAUAUUCUUGUGUUAGAAAAAAAAUUAUUUGCAAUCAGACAUCAGGUGAAAAUUGAAAGCUGAAUUAAAUCUAUGUACCUGGAUUUUUGCAAAUAUUCUUAAUAAAAAU